CUGAUCAGUUCAGCGUUGCACGGCCGCAGUAAAGUCCGCUAGUGCCGCGAAACAAACAUUCCAAUUACAAAUCGAAAUAAACGAAUCGAACGAAAAUAAUCGAAAUUUAAAAAUAAACAAUCAAUGGAAUUAAUGAUUAGGUGUUUUUAAGUGCACGUUUUAUUCCCGAUUUCGUGUGAGGUGUUUUAUAGUGUUGGUUCUGUGUUCAUUGGAGUCCCGUUGGCCGGUGUUUUAUCAAGUUUUUGGAUGAAUCGUGUUUCUGAUAUAACGAUGCGUAGAGAAAACUGAAGAAUCAUGUGCAGACUAAAGAAGACGGCGGAUUCACAGGAUAUUCUUGGAUGACACAGGCUGGUUUCCCCGGUAGAGCCGCAAUGUCUCAGUCGGCGCUGGGCCUGGGCGGUGAGCGGCGCUACUCCGUGCCCUCCAACCCCAUGAUGCACGACCCACGCGGCAUGCACUCCGAGGACCUGCACGCCUGGUCCAUAUACAGACAAAACCUGAACUCAGAUUUCACGGACAGUGCACUUGGCAGCACUGACAAGAGUCCACUGCCGUACGGCAAUUUCCAGCUGAGAGACACCACUGUGCAGUCCAUCCUGUCCCAUCCCAGAUAUGGACCGAAAUCAGCCUUGGGGUCGAACAUGUAUACCUACUUGAAGUUCGGCCUACCUCGCGUAUUUCCACCGAACCACAACGGGUCUCAGCGCUCCGGAACGCCCAAACCGAAGACAUCCAUCGGAAGUGGCAUGAAACCAGCUCCCAGGAUACACAGACAAAGUCGAGGCAUCCGCGAAACGUCUUCAGGCUACGACAGCUCUGACAACGAGACGUCCACCAACUACAAGUACAGUCGGAAAUACCGAUCAGAUCCUGACUUCAGGAUGCAGAACGCACACCAGACUUAUCAGCACAGUACAGGCGUCCCUCUCGUAGCAAUGCAACAGGCCGGCAUCAGAGGCGAGCCCCACUGGACCAACUCGCGCCACAAGUCCGUCAGUGAAGCCAACCUGCUGGGAAUCGAUGCCAGACCCCAACAACGACCGUCCUACGCCAACAGGAGAAACAGUGUCGCUGAUUUCAUACCGGAUAACGAUCAUCAAAGCUACCUGGUACCAUCGCACCUGGGAGGGCGCAUGUCCAAGGCUGGCAGCCACAUGUCGCUGGCUCAGUCCAGGAAACACUCCACCCUGCGGCCUGGAGACCAUCUCGAUGGCUACACGCAUUCCGCUUACAUUUAUCCUAAUUACUACGUGAACAGCUUAGAGAUCACAUCGCCAGAGAACAAGUCGACGUUGCUGGUAUCCGGGCUUAGCUUCGAAGUGAAAUCUGGCGAGAUCCUGGCUGUGUUGGCCACCUCACAGCAUGAGGCUACCGGCCUGUUGGAUGUCCUUGCUGGAGUCAGGAAGAAAUUGACCGGGGAUAUAGUGCUAAAUGGUCAACCAGUAGCGUCGUCUACCCUCCGAAAAGUUGCGGCGUACGUGCGCAAAGACACGUCAUUGUGCCCCUCCAUGACAGUCGAACACACGCUGCGCUUCCACGCGUCACUCAGGCGCCCGCGACACAACCAUAGUCAGGUCAAAAUGAAUGAUAGAGACAGGAUAAACCUUCUAAUAGAAGAGUUAGGUCUAGAACAAGUACGGGACACAAAUGUGGGCCGUCUAACGCGUUCCGAGAUCCGGAGACUCAACGUGGCGUGUCAGCUGCUCCUCGACAUGGCGGUGUUGAUCCUCGACCAGCCCACGAAGGAGAUGGAUAUCUUUGACACAUUCUUCUUGGUGGAGUAUCUGAGGAACUGGGCCAGCACUGGACGAGUCGUCAUAAUGUCGCUGCAUCCGCCCACUUAUGAGAUCUUCGCGAUGCUUACCAAGGUGGUGCUAAUAUCGGCUGGACGGACCAUGUUCAGCGGGUACAGAAGAGACAUGUUGCCAUAUUUCGCCUCUAUAGACUACCCCUGUCCCGCUUUCAAGAAUCCUUCCGAUUAUUAUUUGGACUUGGUAACUUUGGACGAUCUGUCUGCGGCGGCGAUGUUGGAAUCAUCAGGUCGUAUCGAGGCACUGGCAGGCGUAUUUGCAGGGGCGCAGUCUCCACCGGAGCCCCCACCACCCGUACCUUUGCCAGCCCCCGUCACCAGGCCUAACGCUUUUGUCCAAAUAUUUGCGCUUGUGGAGAAAAGCUUGGUGUUCACACAGAUGACGACACUGUCCAACGUGAUCACUCGCGUGCUGAUCGCUGCCAUCAUGUCGCUUAUUACCGGGACCAUCUUUUGGGACCUGCCUAUGACUGAUGCGAAGCUAACGCAGAACGACAGGAUAGGUUUCCACUACACGGUGAUGUGUGUGACAUUAUGGCCCAUUCUACUGUGGUUGACAGCGAGAGAAGCCAGCUCCAUGAGGCAUCAUGUCGAGAGAGAUAUCGCUGUGGGCCUCUACUCCAGGAUCGUCUUCAUUAUAUUUGAUCAAUUCCUGGAGCUGUGGUCAGCUGCUCUCACCUGGUUGGCGUACUUAGUACCCAGUUACGCGAUGACCGGGUUAUACGCGCAAUCCCCCGGCUCUUUCGAUGGAUUCUACCUUUAUCUUGGCUACAUGCUUCUCUACCUAAUCUGCGUACAAAUGUUAUGUCGGGCGGCCAUCUUCCUAGUACCAAUGGAGCGCACCGCUGCCGUCCUAUCAGGCUUCUGCAUUCUGCUCAGCACGUUAGUCAACGGCGUGAUGCUCCACCAACAAGACUUGCCAAAUUACGUCAGAUGGUUGGAGUUUGUGUCACCCAGCAGAUGGGUGAUGCCUGAAGUCUUGCAGAAGGAGCUCAGUGAAACGGCGCUAAGAACGAGCAUUAGCAAGGACAUGAGAUGUCCUACUAAACAACGUCCAUAUCCAGACAUAAUAGUACAAUCGCAGUGUCCGCCACCGAACGGAACCCAAGUCCUCUCAAACUUCGAGUACCUUCGAGCAGAGCACCUCUGGGAGUGGACUGAGGAAACCUUCCUUAUAGCUCUGGCUGUGUUCUACGCUGUAUUCGCUCUAGUCGCUAUCCUAGCCUUCGUUGCCGACUGUAGCAAGUAUGUGAAAAGAAAGGAACGAUCCUUAAUGAAGGGACAUAAGGUUACCAUUAACACUCCUUGAAAUGGUCAAUUACUGGUGAUUUUAAACAAAUGCGUUCUAAUAUUGGGGUCUUAUUUUCUAACUCCGCGAACGGCGAGUGUGAUUCGCUGUAAGUAAUUGUAAAUUCCUGUCGAUUUUUUCGCAAAUAGCAAUCGCUAGGGUUGUGAUUACGAUAGAUGUUGAAGUUUGACAAUAGCCCCCGUUGUUGUAAACAAAUUCUUCUAACAUCAAAUGUGUUAAAAAAAAGGAAUGAAACGAUAGUCAAAGAAUCAAUGUAAUAACUCAAAAUGCGAUCGAUUAACAAUGUAUUAUUUAUCAAUGCCAGGAAAAGAAGAGGGCAGUGAAAAAAUAGGCAUUAACAUUUCUCGCUAAUAACAUCAUGCAUAUAUCAAGAAUAAAUACGAGAAUAGUACCGUUCGUAUGUUUGGGACACAGUGCUUAUAAUAAUUGUCCCAAAACUCGUUAGUUUAUGGAAUACCUACACUGUUUUGUGUGAAAACACGUAUUUCAUAGUUCUUAGUUUUUGAUAGUUCUUAGUUUCAACUGGCUUUGAACUAGCAGAAAAAUCCUUGAACAUGUAUCUUGAUUUCAUUACAAUACUACACCUAAGUAUAAUAACAUCCUUGCGAAAGUGUUACAAGAAAUGAAUAAUAUUUUGGUAACAAUAUAAUUUGAACACGGUAUCACUGUAUAAUACAUAAGUCAAAUAUAAAAACCAGUUAUUUCUGGUUUUACUUAUCUGAGCGAUAAAAUUAAACUGUCUAGCUGUCAAGGUCAUCAAUUUGAUAUAUUUUGAGCAAAUCUCAAUAAUAAUUUAGUCCUAGUAAUAAAAAUAGAUAUUAUUAAGAAUUUUGUAUGUGAAUCAAUGUACAAAAGUAAUUAUGGUCAUAAUAAUUGAAGUAAUUUUAAUAAUAUAAAAGGCUGACUAUGUAAUGUCUUCCGUCCAUACAACAAUUAAUCUAUGAUUGCAUUAUGAAUUUACGAAGUUUUAGUGUUAUUUUAAGUUUAGUAUAGUUAGAGAAUAUGUGCGAGUGGUGUCUAAUAAUACUUAGUCAAAGUUUAUUAAUAUUAAGUUUAAAUAAAUUCAGAUAAAGCUUGAUUUCAUUCUUCAUCACAUUUUUGUAUUAAAUGUGAUGUAUAUCGAAUUCUUCGUAUGUAUCCACUAGCUUUCUUUUCUCUGCUUAUCGACGUAGAGAAGUAACUAAAGCACUUUUCAUUAUCUACUAAUAUUGUGUACAUAUUUAAGUAAACAUUUUAUCAUAUUAUUAUUAGAAGUAUUUUUUAACACUGCCUUUGUAUAAUGCUCAUAAUUUGGGUUAAAAUUUGAUUGUCUAUUGAGUAAAUUAGGACGAAAUUUUGUUCAAUUUUAUUAUUAUAAUUAUAAUUCUUAAAAUAAUAUUUUUCUAUUAUGUUCUAUUAAUAAUAAAUUAAUAAUCAAUUGUAGGAGAAUUAUAAAAGCGGAGCCAUAUCACUUAAUUAUUUAAAGUAAAAUAUAUUAUAAUUGUUAAGUUACCUUAGUUUGGAUUACGAAAUAAAAGGGUAAUUCUUGA
Pectinophora gossypiella (pink bollworm) is the source of this 4648-nucleotide messenger RNA. Its product is annotated as ATP-binding cassette sub-family G member 8. Gene Ontology annotation, molecular function: ATP binding; ABC-type transporter activity; ATP hydrolysis activity. NCBI's taxonomy places the organism in Eukaryota, Metazoa, Arthropoda, Insecta, Lepidoptera, Gelechiidae. The record is from RefSeq and is a predicted model, not a curated record. The transcript has 19 exons. Gene Ontology annotation, cellular component: plasma membrane. The coding region runs from base 339 to 3119 and encodes 926 amino acids.